Molecule: messenger RNA, 1237 nt
Organism: Triplophysa rosa
Lineage: Eukaryota; Metazoa; Chordata; Actinopteri; Cypriniformes; Nemacheilidae
Product: myoD family inhibitor domain-containing protein 2-like
Exons: 2
Coding region: 81-536 (151 amino acids)
Source: RefSeq, a predicted model, not a curated record
UUUCUCCACGUGAUUUAGCUCAGGGGUGAAUAAUAAUUAUUUCAUGUUUGGGAGUGAAUUUUCCUGUUGCUGGAUGCAAAAUGAGUGAAGUUGUGGUGAGUGGGGUGAGAAGGUUGAGCACUAUCUCAGAGAAGGACGUGGACCCUGGUGAUGAGCUCCAGUCUUCAGGAGAGAGUGAAUGGAGAGGAUCGGUCGCGUCGCUCUGCUCGUGUGGAAAGCCCAGUGUGGACAGCAGCACGCUCGCAUCAUUUGAGUCCUAUCAGCCUGAUGCUGCAGACGAUUGUGCAACCCUGCUCCUGGCGUGUCUCUACUGCCGCUUCUGUGACAUCAUGACCCUGCUGCCGGAUGCUUGUGAGAGGGGCUUUAACCGUUGCUUCCCCUCUUACAAGUAUUUCAACGCCACCAACGAGCAGAACAAAGCCAAAGACUGCUGCAGCUGUAAUGUGGAUUUUGACUGCGGUCUAAUGAACUCCUGCCACGAGACCAGCGAGUUACUCGAGCUGGCUAUGGAGAUAUCAGAAGUCUGCUACCGCUAACAGUCUGAACUGUCUGAGAUUGUCAGUGUUUGAUUCCUAAACAGAUUAAGCCUUCUCUGAGCUUAAAGUGCAGGUGCAGGAGGCCAAGAAAUGUAGUGUAAAAGGUGUCGACAAAGCAAACACACAAUGAGUGUUUUUACACAACAAACGCAUGCAACGUCAAACGUGAUUUGCUUGUUGUCAUAUGUUUAAGCAGAUGAAUGCAGCUAAAUACACUCUUAAAAAUAAAGGUGACAUACAAGAACACUUUUUUGUCUACACUCUUAAAAAAGGUGCUUCAAAAGGUUCUUCGAUGCCAUAAAAGAACCAUUAACAUCUGAAGAACCUUUCUGUUUAAAAAAAGGUUCUUUGUGGUGAAAAAAGGUUCUUAGGAUUAUAAAAAAGUAAGAAAGAGAUGGUUCUUUAAAGAACCUUGGACUGAAUGGUUCUUUGUGGAUCCAAAAAUGGUUCUUCUAUGGCAUCGCUGUGAAGAACCUUUUAAGCACCUUUACUUUUAACAGUGUAAAUGGUUUCAUUAAGAACCUUAAACAUCUGAAGAACCUUUCUGUUUCAAAAAAGGUUCUUUGUGGCAAAAAAAGGUUCUUCAGAUUAUAAAAAGCAAGAAAGAGGUGGUUCUUUAAAGAACCUUUGACUGAAUAGUUCUUUGGGAAACCAAAAAUGGUUCUUCUAUGGCAUCGCUGUGAAGAACCUUUUGAGCACCU